GACAAUUUUCGACAUGUACACAAACAAAUAAUAACAAGCGAAUGUUCGUUUGGGGUUUUAAAAGCGCCAUUUAAUUGUUUCGCUCAGGUCACUCUUCAAAAUUUCAACACUCUUGUUAACACAAACCAUGGAAACUCUGACCAUGCAAAUGCCCCGCUCGCCCCGCCCGCGGUCGAUUGUUGUGCAACCCAUCGAGCCAAUUGCGCUGGACAAGGCGCUGAGCUCGCCGCUGUUCCAGGAGCUGUCGAGCGACUGCUCUGCGCUCCGUUUGGCUGUCUUCAGCUGUCCGCUCGUGCAGCAACUCGCCGAAAUUGACCCCGAAAUUUACGACGACAUUGACGAGUGCCUCGCCGACCCCGCGUUCAUUGACGAGCUCGAGAGCCUGCUGUCCGACCCAAGUGCCAUCCGCACCCUUCUCGACGAGUACCAGGACGAGCUCUCCGACGAGUACGGCUGCCUCGCACUGCUGCUCUAACCCUCGGAACAAGCACACUAUUUUUUUGAUAUUUUUUUUCUUGGAUUGUUUUUUUUUUUUUUUUUUCGCCAUCGUUUCAAUUUUGCUUCCCCUGCUUUUCUAUCACUGGCUGAUAGAGCCUGUUUGUCUCCGCCUCUGAAAAGGCACGGCUACACUCAUCUUGGAGUGAUACGCCGGUGCCCUCUUGUUGUUGUUGUUGUUGCUUCUCAUUGCCUGUUGGCUUCGCUAUUGAGUUACGCGACAAAAAGCCGUUGUC
Molecule: messenger RNA, 731 nt
Organism: Capsaspora owczarzaki ATCC 30864
Lineage: Eukaryota; Filasterea; Ministeriida; Capsasporidae
Exons: 1
Coding region: 128-475 (115 amino acids)
Source: RefSeq, a predicted model, not a curated record